AUGACAACUGUAAUUAUAGGAGGGGGUAUAAUUGGAGUCUCAAUCGCAUACUAUCUCUCAGUCAACAAGCCAGAAAGCGAGAUUCACAUCAUUGAGCAGUCACCAGAACUGUUCAGUUCAGCCUCUGGAUAUGCAGGCGGCUUUUUAGCACGCGACUGGUUUGACCCAGCACUUGCUUCCCUCGGAGCCCUUUCAUUUGACUUGCACCACCAGCUUGCCGCGGAGCACGGCGGUGACAAGAAAUGGGGGUUUAUGAGAGGAACUGCAUUCAAUCUGGACACUGUGUCCAAUCAAACAUGCGGUGGUGCACGUGGAGAUGAUUGGGUGCACGAGGAUACCAGUCGUGCGGAGACAGCGGCUGCUAUACGUCCCAUACCAGCUGAAUGGCCGGCUUGGUUGACGAAACAACAAGGAGGUAUCCUUGAGCGAAUUAGUGAGGACGAAACUGUGGCCCAAGUAGACCCGUUGAGGCUGUGCCGCUUUCUUAUCAACGAGGCUGUCUCGCGAGGUGUCAACGUUCAUAAUCCAGCCAAGGCAGUGGCCAUCAUAAAAGAUGACGAUGAGAUUAUUACUGGCAUUAAAAUUAAGCAUUUGGAGUCGAAGGAAGAGUCAAUGAUCCAAUGUACGAACUUGGUCCUGAGCGUAGGCGCAUGGACACCGCAAGUUCUUCGGGAGCUUUUCCCCUCUAAUGAAACCUCCUUUGAUCUCUCCCCUCUGGCCGGGUAUUCUUUGGUUGUCCGCUCACCACGACAUACACUGGACCACGAGAAAACUACUUAUGGUGGGCGAAGUCAUGCAAUUUUUACCACUCAUCCACCAUCGUGUGGAUUCAGCCCAGAGAUCUUCACACGGGAAGGUGGUGAAAUCUACAUUGCAGGUUACAAUCCCCAUUUAAAGCUUCCAUUAUGCGUGGAAGACACACAUGAACUUCGUGAUUCGGCGAAAUUACAGAAACUGAAAGAUGUUGCGGUCCGCUUGCUAGGUAAUCUCCCAAAUGACUUGCCAGAUUCUACCAAUGGUGUGAACAAUAAAGACGAUCUGGAAAUUCUCCGUGAGGGUCUUUGCUUCCGGCCCGUUGGUGAGGAUGAUAUCCCCACGGUUGGACGAAUCAGAGAUGCGGCUUUGGGUGACGGUCUGCGUUCUUCUGCUAGAGGUGGUGUUUACAUUGCUACAGGACAUGGACCAUGGGGAAUCACUUUAUCUCUAGGAACUGGAAAGGUGGUCAGUGAGAUGAUCAUGGAACAGCUCAGCGGCGCCACUCGAGCUCUCCAGAAACUUCAGGCAUCCGAUAUCAUCGAGCAUUUGUCCGCUCCGUGUCCCGUUCUUCUCUCACCGAUCGCAACCUUACCUCUCAUCCCUGACACCACUCUCACAGUCAGCGCGACAUCAUCUCUAUACCGACACACAAUGGCCAACUACCUCGCGUCUAUUUUCGGUACCGAGCAGGACAAGGUCAACUGCUCCUUCUACUACAAGAUCGGCGCAUGCCGACACGGCGACCGAUGCUCUCGCAAACAUGUCAAGCCCUCCUACUCGCAGACUGUCCUCAUGCCGAACAUGUACCAGAACCCGGCCUACGACCCCAAGAACAAGAUGAACCCCAGCCAGUUGCAGAACCACUUCGACGCCUUCUACGAGGACGUGUGGUGUGAGAUGUGCAAAUACGGUGAACUCGAGGAACUGGUCGUCUGCGACAACAACAAUGACCAUCUGAUUGGAAACGUCUACGCCCGAUUCAAAUACGAAGAAGACGCACAGGAAGCAUGCGACACUCUCAACUCACGCUGGUACGCCGCAAGACCCAUAUACUGCGAGUUAUCGCCCGUCACAGAUUUUCGAGAAGCGUGUUGUCGUCUGAAUAGCGGCGAAGGAUGUGUGCGAGGCGGCUUCUGCAAUUUCAUCCAUCGGAAGGAUCCAUCAGCGGAGCUUGAUAAGGAUAUGCGACUCAGUACAAAGAAGUGGUUGAAGGAGCGUGGUCGCGACCCGCGGAGUGCUACCCGGAGCCCGAGCCCUGAGCCUACUCGGCGGAGAGGCUAG
Penicillium pulvis is the source of this 2037-nucleotide messenger RNA. RefSeq lists its product as uncharacterized. The coding region runs from base 1 to 2037 and encodes 678 amino acids. Gene Ontology annotation, molecular function: metal ion binding; oxidoreductase activity; pre-mRNA 3'-splice site binding. The transcript has 4 exons. The record is from RefSeq and is a predicted model, not a curated record. Gene Ontology annotation, cellular component: U2AF complex; spliceosomal complex. Gene Ontology annotation, biological process: mRNA splicing, via spliceosome. NCBI's taxonomy places the organism in Eukaryota, Fungi, Ascomycota, Eurotiomycetes, Eurotiales, Aspergillaceae.